AUGCUAGUGGUUAUGUUGCUGCUUGCACUGUUGUGUCAAACUGCAUCCAAGGCACAUUCCAUUAUCUGCAGCAUAUAUGACGAUCCCCUCCCUACUCCUCAUAACUUUUAUAAGCCAGGUGAAAUAAUCAUUGGGGAGAUUGUUUCCCAAGUGUUCUUAAACUACGAUAACCUCUCUUUCACAGAACAGCCUAUGCAGACAUUGAUUGAUGAACCUAUUUCAGUGCCUAAGAACUACCAGCAUAUUCUGGCUUUAGCAUUUGCUGCCAAAGAAAUCAAUGAGAACCCCACAAUCUUGUCAAAUAUCUCUCUUGGCUUCCGCAUCCUCAAUAGUUACUUCAAUGCAAGGAUGACCUACAAAGCCACUCUGAGCCUCCUUUCCACACAACAAAGAUUUGUCCCCAACUUCAGCUGUGACAACCAAAACAAUAUGAUAGCACUCAUUGGAGAAUGUUUCUCUGAGAUCUCUGCUAACAUUGCAGUGAUUUUGGCAAGCAGGAAGAUCCCACAGGUUCAUCAUUUACUAAGAAGCAUCAUAUUCAAUAACAGUGUUGGGGACACUAUCCACUUUAAUGAAAAUAGAGAAUUAGUUGCAGGCUUUGAUAUUACAAACUGGAUGAUGUUCCCCAAUGGCUCAGUGAUGAGAGUAAAAGUUGGAAGGCUAGAACCUCAGGCUCCUCCGGGCAAUGAACUGACCAUUAAUUAUGACCAAAUUAUGUGGCCUUCAAAAGUCUCUGAAGUUCUGCCUCGUUCUGUGUGCAGUGACAGCUGCUAUCCUGGCUCCAGCAGGAAAAAGAAGGAAGGAGAGAAAUUUUGCUGCUAUGACUGUGCUCUGUGUCCAGAUGGGAUGAUCUCCAACAAGAAGGAUAUGGAUGCCUGUGUCAAAUGUCCAGAAGACCGGUAUCCCAACAAGAACCAAACUAAAUGCAUUCCAAAAUUGGUAACAUACCUCUCUUACAAAGAAGACUUGGGGAUCACCUUAACUAGCUUGGCUAUUAUUUUCUCUUUGACCACAUGUUUAGUACUUGGGAUUUUUAUGAAGCACAAGGACACUCCCAUUGUCAAAGCCAACAACCGGACCCUCACCUACAUCCUCCUCAUCUCCCUCCUCCUUUGCUUCCUCUGUUCUUUGCUCUUCAUUGGACAACCUGCAAAGGCAACCUGCCUUCUACGUCAAACCACUUUUGGCAUUGUCUUCUCUGUGGCCCUUUCUUCUGUGUUGGCAAAGACCAUCACUGUGGUUGUGGCAUUUAUGGGAACAAAACCAGGAUCCAGGAUGAGGAAAUGGGUGGGGAAAAGACUGUCUAAUUCUAUUGUUCUCUCCUGCUCUUUUAUUCAGGCUGCCAUUUGUACUCUUUGGUUAAGUUCUGCUCCUCCAUUCCCAGGUAGAGACAUGCAUUCAGUGAAAGGUGAAAUCAUACUGGAAUGUAAGGAGGGUUCUGUUGCCAUGCUUUAUUGUGUCUUGAGCUAUAUGGGUUCCCUGGCCAUAAUCAGCUUUGUUGUGGCUUUCCUUGCCAGGAAGUUACCUGACAGCUUCAAUGAGGCCAAGUUCAUCACUUUCAGCAUGUUGGUGUUUUGCAGUGUGUGGUUAUCCUUUAUUCCAACCUACCUGAGCACCAAAGGAAAAUACAUGGUGGCUGUGGAGAUCUUCUCCAUCUUAUCAUCCAGUGCUGGAUUACUGGGUUGCAUCUUUUCCCCAAAAUGUUACAUCAUUGUGCUGAGGCCUGAGCUGAACAACAGGGAACAACUCACAAGGAAAAUGAAAUGA
Molecule: messenger RNA, 1767 nt
Organism: Lacerta agilis (Sand lizard)
Lineage: Eukaryota; Metazoa; Chordata; Lepidosauria; Squamata; Lacertidae
Product: vomeronasal type-2 receptor 26-like
Exons: 6
Coding region: 1-1767 (588 amino acids)
Biological process (GO): G protein-coupled receptor signaling pathway
Cellular component (GO): membrane
Molecular function (GO): G protein-coupled receptor activity
Source: RefSeq, a predicted model, not a curated record